Messenger RNA from Prunus dulcis (almond), 2235 nucleotides. Its product is annotated as receptor-like protein 2. Lineage: Eukaryota; Viridiplantae; Streptophyta; Magnoliopsida; Rosales; Rosaceae. The record is from RefSeq and is a predicted model, not a curated record. The coding region runs from base 1 to 2235 and encodes 744 amino acids. Gene Ontology annotation, molecular function: protein binding. The transcript is spliced from 2 exons.
AUGGCUCAUGGCUUCCUUCUCUUCCUCUUAUUUUCUUGCAUUAUUUCUACAAAUAUUCAUGCCUGCAAACCAACUGAACGCAGCUCCCUCCUGUCCUUUGCCUCAACUCUAUCUUCUCUUCAUUUAAAUUGGACAUCUAUUGAUUGCUGUCGUUGGAAGGGCAUCAAGUGUAAUCAAGAUGGUUGGGUCACCCAUUUGCUCUUGCCUUCCAAAGGGCUCAAAGGAGGUAUCCCUUCUUCUUCACUUGGAAAUCUCACACAUCUCACCCACUUGAACUUUUCCCAUAAUUCACUAUAUGGUUCACUUAAUACUCAGUUCUUCAUGUCUUUGAAUCGACUCGAGUUCCUUGAUUUGAGCUAUAACCUUCUUUCUGAAGAGCUACCACUUUCUCUACCAUCUAGCAAUAUCCGGACAAUGGAUUUGUCCAGCAAUCACUUUCAUGGUGCAAUUCCACCUUCAUUCUUCCAACAAGCAAGCAACUUGACUAGUUUCAACGUCAGCAACAACACCUUGACAGGGUAUGUCCCAUCCUCUAUUUGUCUGAGACAUUCUUCUCCCUUCCUUAGGCUGUUGGAUUUUUCUUCCAAUGUAUUCAGUGGCAACCUUGCUCCUGGGCUAGGGAAGUGUUCCGAACUGCAAGUUUUUCGUGUCGGUCACAAUAACCUCUCAGGAUUACUUCCAGAAGAUAUCUAUAAUUGUACCAAACUUGAAGAAAUUGCAUUACCUCUCAAUUUUCUACAUGGCACCAUUAGUGAUAAAAUUGUCAACCUCACUAACCUCGCAAGCCUUGAUCUCUACUAUAAUCAUUUUGAUGGUGAGCUUCCUCUCAAUUUGGGGAAGCUAUCUAUGUUGAAGUUUUUGACCUUUGAUUUCAACAAUUUAGAAGGUGCUUUGCCCCCAUCUUUGAUGAAUUGCACAAACCUUGUAGAAUUGCGUUUGGGAUCCAACAAUUUGGAAGGAGAUAUCUCCAUGCUUGAUUUUUCCAGACUUAGUCAACUUACUAAACUUGACCUAAGGAGGAAUAACUUUACUGGUACAGUUCCAAGAAGUCUUUACUCGUGUAGGUCCGUAAAGGCCAUUGGAUUGUCUGGAAAUCUUCUAGAUGGACAAAUAGAAGCUGAGAUUCUUUCAUUGAAAUCCUUGUCCUUCCUCUCUCUUGGUUACAACCGAUUCACCAACCUCACAGGGGCAAUGAAGAUGUUGAUGAGUUGCAGAAGUCUUCACGCACUCAUGCUUGGUGGUUCCUUUGUGGGUGAGGGAAUGCCAAGUGAUGAUGACAUGGUUGAUUUUCAUGGAUUCCAAAAUCUUCGGUUAUUGAAUUUGGAUGAUUGUCAACUCACUGGUCAAAUACCUCUAUGGCUGUCAAAGCUUAGGAAUCUAGAGGUCUUGUUUCUGGCUUAUAAUCAAAUCACAGGGCCAAUUCCAAGUUGGUUGGGAACUCUUCCUAGACUUUUUUAUAUAAACUUGAAAGACAACCGAAUUUCAGGUGAAUUUCCAAAGGAACUUUGUAGACUACCAAGGUUGGUUUAUGAACCUAACAUUGCAUCUCAAGUAGAAGCUUUUGAAAUUGAAUUACCUCUCACCAUCGGCCAAAACUCAAAUCCAACUUUUCUACCCCAUAGAUUGGCUUACUUUGCAGCAUCGUUAGACCUAUCUAACAAUAACAUCAAUGGUCAUAUACCUGCUGAGAUCGGCCAAUUGCAGCUUCUCCGCAAGUUGGCUCUUAACUCUAACAACUUCUCCGGUAUCAUUCCAUACCAAAUAUCUAACCUAAAAAAUUUAGAGGUUUUUAACCUCUCCACGAAUCACUUGUCUGGAAUAAUCCCAUUAUCAUUGGCGAGCCUUAAUUUCUUAAAAGAAUUUGAUGUCUCAUACAAUAGCCUUGAAGGACCAAUACCAACAAGCACCCAGCUCCAAAGCUUCGAAGCUUCUGCGUUUGAGGGGAACCCAAAACUUUGUGGUGCGCCACUUCCAAAUAAGUGUAGACCAAAUAAGGGCAUUGAUGCAGAUAACAAGAACAACAAAGACGUGCACAAUGGGCUUCAUCAACUUCCAUGGUUUUAUAUGUUUACAGCAUUAGGGUUCAUAGUGGGAUUUUGGGGGGUUUGUGGUUGUUUAAUUAUCAACAAGACAUGGAGAUAUGCGUAUUUUCGAUUCAUAGACAAUGUACAAGAUAGGCUUUAUGUGAUGGUAACAGUGCGCAUCAACACGAUGAAAAGAAGGCUUAGAGGCUAG